GCUAUCCCUUUUUCUGUACGAAACGAAAGCUUUUUCUCUUCAGCAUGAGAACCUCUUUUACUUUCUUUUUUGUUUCCCACUACCACUAAAUGCUGCUUAAGUUAUUCUACAUGUGGAAAGGAAAAAACAUUUGCUUAUAACUUCUUUUUGAAUUUGACAUGAAAACAUCCAAAGUUUUUCUUCACUUUCAUAUAUUCUUUUGUUUUUUAUGCUCGUCUCAUGCCUUAGAAAAACUUACGCCAGGAAUGACUUUGCAGGGCUAUGAAACAUUGAUUUCUGCUGGUGGGAUGUUCGAGCUAGGCUUCUUUACUGAACACAAGUUAAGAUUUCAGUACCUUGGAAUCUGGUUCAAGAAUGAUAGAAACAGAAAACCAGUCUGGGUUGCAAACAGAGGAACUCCACUCCUGGAUUUCACUGGAGUUCUCAGCAUAAGAUAUGAUGGGAACUUGGUCAUGACUGAUGUGACAACAAUUCCAAAUAUUGUCAACAAUGGAGAACUAGCAAAAAGUAAUGAAACAAGCGCAGAAAUUCUCGAUUCGGGAAAUUUAAUCCUCUUGGAAUCAGGAAAGAUCAUAUGGCAGAGUUUCGAUUACCCAACUGAUACACUUCUCGCUGGAAUGAAAUUGGGGUGGUUUAAUAUAAACACAAACAGCCUCAGGUUGCAGUAUCUUUCAUCAUGGCUAAGUCCGUCCGAUCCAAAUACUGGUUUUUAUUAUCUGGGCCUUAAUACGAACGACACUUCAAGAUUCAACCUCUGGCGCCUGGAUAGUGCUUAUCAGCAGAUUGGCUUAUGGGAUGGAUAUGAGUUCAGAUUCUUUUUCCAGAGCUCAUCAGAUAAUCAUUACAAUUUUAGCUAUGUUUCAAACAGCAAAAAUAUUUCUCUAACUUUCCACAACAUAGAAAAUGAGGGAAUUACUUGGUUUGUUUUAGAUUCAGAUGGGUCAAUCAUCGAGUUCAGGAUGGAAGGUGAAGAGAUUUCAAGUGUGAACUAUUCAGUAUGCGAUGCCAAAAUGCCACACAAUUCUACAGGAUGCUUGAUAUUAUCACCAACCAUGUGCAAAGAUGGAGAUGAUUUCUCAUACAACAGAGGACUAAUACCAACUUCGAUGCUUGUCAGUUUGCCGGCGAUUACUAGUCCCAGCGAGUGUGAUCUCAUAUGCAGGAGCAACUGUUCAUGCGUGGGUUAUGUUUCUAUGAAUGAUAAUGGAACUGGAUGUCAAAUUUUCUAUGGAGAAAAAGCUGAUCUUCUGAACAGCAUAGGGCUAGGGAACGAUGCAAUUUAUAUGCGAGGAGAUGCUUCUAAAUCUGAUCAUCAUAGAAAGAGGAAACUGCUGCUGAUGAUUGUCAUCAUUCUACUGCUUCCUUUGCUAUUGAUACUUUUGAUAAAGUUCUCAUAUGGCGUUUCAAGAUAUUUCCAUUAUUCAGGAAACAAUGAGAGGAGCCCAGGAAGCAUGCGAGAAUUUCAGACAACGCUAACAUCCCAAUUAAGCACUAAUAAAGAUUAUAGCGGAGCUGAUAUUAUUGAAUUCAGCACAAAGAAGGAUCAUGAGCUUCCCCUGCUUAGCUUUUCCAGUGUUGUGGCAGCCACUGAUAAUUUCUCCACCCUGAAUAAGAUUGGACAGGGUGGUUUUGGACCUGUUUAUAAGGGAAAACUACAAGGGCAUGAUAUUGCAGUCAAGAGGCUUUCUAAAUAUUCUGGACAGGGAUUAGUAGAGUUCAAGAAUGAGGUAGAGUUAAUUUCUAAACUACAGCACAGAAAUCUUGUCAAGCUUUUGGCUUGCUGCAUUGAGGGAGAAGAAAAGAUAUUAAUCUAUGAGUACCUGCCUAACAAAAGCUUGGAUUCUUUCAUCUUUGAUGCGGAAAAGAGAACUCUGCUGGAUUGGAGAAAACGCAAACACAUCAUUGAUGGGAUUGCUCAGGGACUUCUUUAUCUUCAUAAGUACUCAAGAUUAAGAAUUAUUCAUCGUGAUUUGAAAACCAGCAACAUCUUAUUGGAUGACUGCAUGAACCCCAAAAUAUCAGAUUUUGGAAUGGCAAAAAUUCUAUUUGAAAGUGAAUUUCGAACAAAAACACAUAGAGUAGUUGGAACAUAUGGCUACAUGUCUCCGGAGUAUGCAGUGCAUGGCUUUUACUCAAUAAAAUCCGACGUAUUUAGCUUUGGAGUUAUUUUGUUGGAGAUCGUGAGUGGCAGGAAGAAUGCAACCUUUGAUGAGCCUAAUAGCUCAUUGAACUUACUUGGAUAUGCUUGGGACUCAUGGAAUGGGGGGCGAUGCAUGGAGUUAAUAGAUCCAACAAUGGAUGCUUUGUGUUCAGUAGAUGAUACAAUGCUGUACAUUCAGGUGGGUCUGUUGUGUGUUCAAGAAAGUGCAGAGGACAGGCCAACCAUGUCAGAUGUGGUUUCAAUGUUCAGCAAUGAAAGGACGAGUUUACCUACACCUAAACAGCCUGCAUAUUCUACUCUUCUAAAGGCAGCUGAUAGUUCAAUCUCAAGAAGGCAAACCCCUUCUCAAAAUCUUGUAACAAUUUCAGUAGUAGAAGCUCGGUGA
This is a messenger RNA of Ziziphus jujuba (common jujube), 2546 nucleotides long. RefSeq names its product receptor-like serine/threonine-protein kinase SD1-8. Bases 159 to 2546 code for a protein of 795 amino acids. Gene Ontology annotation, biological process: protein phosphorylation. NCBI's taxonomy places the organism in Eukaryota, Viridiplantae, Streptophyta, Magnoliopsida, Rosales, Rhamnaceae. Gene Ontology annotation, molecular function: ATP binding; protein serine/threonine kinase activity. The transcript is spliced from 7 exons. The record is from RefSeq and is a predicted model, not a curated record.